Messenger RNA from Cuscuta epithymum, 1875 nucleotides. The record is from the annotation of a GenBank genome assembly. Lineage: Eukaryota; Viridiplantae; Streptophyta; Magnoliopsida; Solanales; Convolvulaceae.
CACAUAUAUACUAUACAUACGCGUAGUAUAUAUAUGGAUCAAAAGUAACACUUAUCAGGCCCGCACUGAUUAGCUAGCUUCAACACGUAUCUAGCUGCAGGUGGCCACGCACAUCUUCUGAUCCGAUCCAUCUGAACUGAAGAAGAAUGAGUACUGGUGGCGGCACCUCAUCAAGGAAGAAGAAGCUGCUUCUUCUUUUGCUGCUCUUUGUGACGGCGGCAGAAGCACAACUGACAUGCAACGACGUCGUGACCAGCCUCUCACCCUGCCUCAACUUCGUCACGGGAGGAAGCACGGCUGCUGCUCUGCCGCCCGCGGGGUGCUGCGCCGGGAUCAAGUCAUUGUUCGCCGCCGCUCAAACCACCCCGGAUCGCCGCACUGUCUGCACUUGCCUCAAGACCGUUUCUUCCAGCGCCACCACCGCCCAAAUCGGGCGCGCCGCCAGCCUGCCCACCGCAUGUGGUGUCGCCAUACCGUACAAGAUCAGCCCUCAGGUUGACUGCUCCAAGGUCAACUGAUCCAAAUAUAUCAUAUAUAUGCAUGCUCGAAGCUGCUAUAUAUCUAGCUAAUCAAUUAAGGGUCAAUCAAUUCAAUAAUAAUGCAUUGCAGGCAUGUUAUCGAAUUUCCUUUAUUUUUCCGAUCCAUCUCCGUGUUCGCAUCUACUAAUUGCAUGCGUGGUCGAUUUUAUUUGAUGCCAAAAUAUUGUACGUUCAAAUAAUUUGUCAUCAUCAUUAUUGUUAUUAUAUUUUGUGUACCUGUUAUUGUUGUUACGGGGGCGGAUCCAGGAAUGAGGGGUGGGGUGGGCUAAGCAGUAAAAAUUUUCGUUACUGCAUACAAAAGGUUUAGCUUAGGACUGAUAGUUAUUGAACUGAGUUUUUUUUCGAACUACUCGAGUUCGAUCGUGAUUUCGAAUUUAAUUUAUUGACCAAAACUUAACGAGCUUGAAUCUCGAACACGGGCUAAAUUUUAGUUUAAAUAUUUUGUUUUUACAAAAAAAAAAAACGACCGUUAUUUUUUUGAGUUUGAAUAGUUAUUCAAGCUGAAUUCGAGCAUAUUUAUGUUCAGUUCGAUCUGGAGUCGAGCAUAUUGAUAACUUAUAAAUUAUAGAAACAAACUAUAUACUACCUCCGCCCACUUUUAUUAACACUAAUUUGACUUUUCAAGUCAAAGAAGUUAAACUUUGAAUGACUAUAUAUUUAUACAAUAAAAUUGAUAAUAUGAAAAUGAAACGGAAUUGUUCUUUGUUAAAAAGUUUAUCAUAAAAGUAUAAAUUUAGUAAGUUUCACAUUAAUACAUGAGUUAAAAUGAUGGAUCAAAGUUUACUAUCUUUGACUAAAGAGUCAAAGAUGGCUAAAUAAAAUGAGACGGAGGUAGUAUAUCUAAAAUUUAAACGUUUUUAGUGUGAUUUAUAAUUUUAUUAUUGAUUAUUAAAGAUUUUAGUAUUUAUUGAUAUGAAUUAAAAUACAGUAUAAAACUAAUAAGUAAAAAAGUUAGAAGGAAUAGUUUCACCGUGACGAUGCCUUUGGCAUCCCUUCAAUAUAUAUAGGAGUUGUACAAGUAUUAUCGGUAAAGUAAGACGUCUGCAUGGGACUCUUCUAUUCAACGAAUCAGUUGAAUAACCGAGAUACCUACGGAGCUAAUGAUAACUCUGCUACAUAGCUGUACAAUAGGAUAAUAUCAAAUAAAUGUACAUGAUAAAUAUUGAUGCUAUCCGUUGGAGUGAAGUUCGGCUCACGUAUGCAUGUGUAUGUGUUCUAUCACGCCCCUGCAGUUUGAGCGUGGGGUUGAAGAACGUUCAAACAGGUUCGAAAUUCGUCAAAGAGAAUCCGGGGCAGACCCUUUGUAAAUAUGUUGGCAUAUUGGUAGCGUGAAGGG